AUGUUUAUCUAUAAUCUGUAUGGAAGACGUAUUAGUUUAGAAGAAGCAAUAUCUUCAUCAAAAUCCAAUAUAGAUGUGAAACAUUCUAAUCUUCAAGUGAAUUCACCAUGGGAUUAUGAAUUACAAAGAUUUUUAAUACAAGGUGGACGUCAAUUAUUAACGCCUAAAAGAUUACCUCAUUGUAAACGUUCUAUACAAAGUGCUGGUUCACGUUUAUUACAAGAAUAUAAAAUAAAACAAAGUGAAUAUGAACAAGAUAUGGAACAGAAACAUGAUACCUCCCAUCGUGUUAAUAAACCUGCUGAUAAUGAUGAUGGCGAUGGUGACGGUGAUAGUGAUGAUGAAGUUUGGAACAUUGAAUUCAAUGGAAAAGAUUAUUCCUCCAAAAAACAUUCCUUAUCAGCUGAUGUUAAUACACUGAAUGAUAUCAUACAAAAAAUUGAAGAUAAUCAAGGUAUGAACAUUGAUACAUUUAAUUAUUUAAAUGAUGACAAUAAAUUGAAUAAAAGUAAAGAGGAUAUUCGUUCUUCAUCACCUUUAUCCAAUUCUACUUCAUCAUGUCAUGCUCUGUUACAUUCAAGUCUUCAUGCAAAGACAUCACGAACAUCAUCAUCGUCAUCUUCAACACCAACAUUUCCUUCCUCUUCAUUCAAUGAAAUUCCUAAUGAUUCUAAUGAUGAAAUCGAUAUUUCUAAUGAAUUCAAAUUACAUUCCAUGAAAAAGAUACGGAUCAAUCGUGAAAAAUAUCUCACAUAUGAUGCAGUGAAAAUACUCACUUUACCAAGUAAAUAUCGUACAGAAUCAAUGAUUCAUUCAGCCACUGUAUCUGUUAUUGCAACAACAGAAGCAUUCAGUGAAUUCCCAAUUGCUAUGCAAAAAGCAAUUAUAGAAAAAGCAUGGUAUGAAAAAUAUGAAGCUAGACGAAUGAUAAUUCGACAAGGCCAACCACCAUUAAAUUUCUACUUCAUCAUUUCAGGUUCUGUGGUUGUUAGUGUGUCAAGAAAAGAUAAACAAACAGGAGAACCUUAUGAAGAGACUGUAGCUUUUUUAAAAGCUGGACAAAGUUUUGGAGAAUUAGCUUUAAUUUAUGGUGGUAAACGUAGUGCAACUAUUAUAUGUAAAACAUCCGUCGAACUAUUAGUUAUGUCACAUGAUGAAUUUAAUAAAAUCUUUAUGCAAAAUACCCAACAUCAUGAAGCGGAACAUAUAACCUUUUUACGUACUAUCCCAUUGAUACCAAACCAAAUUGUGAAUCAUUUAAAUGGUGUGGAUAGUUCCAUUUUAUUAUUUACAUUUUUUAGACGUAAUGUAACCAUCUGUAUUGAUAGUAAUCAAAGUAAUUGGAUUUAUAUUAUUAAAACAGGACAAUGUAGAAUUCUUAAAGAUGUUGAAUUAAAACCGAAACAUUUAAAGUCAACAGUUAAAACGCAUAGACCUAAAACUGAAUUCCAGUAUUAUUUUGAUUCGUCCAAACACCAUGAGAAAUCAAAAUUGAAUACUCAAAAUUCAGCUAAGAAAUUAGAUAAUAAAAAUGUUAAAAUAUUCAUAGAAUUGAAAAUAUUGGAACCAAAUAGUGUAUUUGGUCUAGAAUCUAUUGCAUUUGAACCGUUCGGUGGUACAACAUCCGUUUCAUUAGUAUCCGAUGGAGCAGAAUGUGUUGCAAUUAAUAAAAAAUUCUUUAUUGAACAUUGUCCAACAAAUUUUUAAAUUGGUUACGAUCUAAAGUUCAACCGUUUCCUAGUGUUGAAGAGUUGGAAUCAAAAUUGAAUACUUAUCGGGAAUGGAAAAUUUAUCGUAAUCACGUAGUUCGGGACAGCACUUCUGGUACUACAUGAUGUGAUGUAUGGGUCAUUUUGAUAAUAAUAAUUAAUGUUAUCGGUCAUAUAUAUAUUGCAAACUAAUAUAAUUUAUUAUGUUCAUGUUAA
Molecule: messenger RNA, 1925 nt
Organism: Schistosoma mattheei
Lineage: Eukaryota; Metazoa; Platyhelminthes; Trematoda; Strigeidida; Schistosomatidae
Source: the annotation of a GenBank genome assembly